Messenger RNA from Chelonus insularis, 1711 nucleotides. It is a transcript of the gene spz6, whose product is annotated as Spaetzle domain-containing protein 6. NCBI's taxonomy places the organism in Eukaryota, Metazoa, Arthropoda, Insecta, Hymenoptera, Braconidae. The coding region runs from base 239 to 1435 and encodes 398 amino acids. The record is from RefSeq and is a predicted model, not a curated record. Gene Ontology annotation, molecular function: Toll binding; growth factor activity. The transcript is spliced from 8 exons. Gene Ontology annotation, cellular component: extracellular region. Gene Ontology annotation, biological process: central nervous system formation; innate immune response.
UGUUUGGAGUGGAUUACCAAGCAAAGUUGAAAGAAUGUGGAACGUUAACCUGUAGUCCGGGGGGACAUACAGACAAGGAGCAGGUAGAGGAAGGUGCCGUUUACAUUCGAAGUUGAGUUCAAGAUCUUCAGUAUUGCCAUGACCGUCAAGACUUGAAGAAUCAUCAAGUGAGACUCAGACAUUUCUAGCAUUAUUUUUUAUAUCAUUUCAUUUCUGAAAGUUCAUUUAAAUCAUCAUUAUGGAAUUCAAACCAUUUGUUUUGAUAUUAAUGUGUUUUUCUGCGUUUGCUGAUCCAAAUCCAAGUAAAUUAGGUUUGCAAAUAAAUGACUCAUCAACCAUGCCAGAAGAAGAACCACCAGAAGGAUAUUAUGCUUUUAUUGAAUCACCAAAUGCUGAACCACCAAAACUACGACCACCUCCUUACAUAGAUAGUGAUAAAGAAUGCUAUGAUACUGGAAAACAAGGCCAAGGUUUUGUGUCAAUACACAAUGUUUGUGGAGAUUUGAAUAAAGGAUACAUACCUAGAAAUCCAAUGAAACAAAACGUUGCUGGCUCAUCAUAUCCAUUUGAGCUGAUAAGAAACCACACACUCAAAUUUUUGAGUAAAACAGUACCCAUACUUAAAGCAGAUGAUUCAUUGCCAAAAGUUGCUAAAGUUCAACCGUUUUCUCAAAACUCAGUCCAUACCAAUGAGAAACGCAGCCGAAGCAAACGAUCAGCAGAAUCAAACACAGAUGCAAAUCGAAGUGGUCGUAAAUUUUGUGAGAACGGUAGUGGAGUUGUCUGCAUGCUGUACAAAGCUAUUCAGGGAGAACCAUUAACUUCAUCUGUUGUUGAACGAAGAGAUGAACCAAUAUCACCUGAAUAUCGUCAGCGAACUCCAUCUCAAGAGAAACCUGAAUACACUGGACCACCAACUCCAUGUCCGGCGAAAGUAGAAUAUGCUACUCCAGUUUUUGCUAAAAAUUAUCAAGGAAUCUGGCGUUAUGUUGUUCAAAUUCCUUAUGAAGGAUAUUUCACUCAAACUAUUGAAUUAACGAGAUGCAUGCAACCUAAGUGCCAUUACUUAGAUGGUGGCUGUCUAUCAUCACCAAGAUGGACGAGUCUUCUAGUAGCGGAAAUAUUUUACCCAGAUACUUUCCUCGAGGAAAACCAGAACGGCAAAUUCCCAGGUCCAAGAGAACCAAUAGCAGGCUCACCACCACCUGUUCAUGAUUAUCAGAAUUUCCAGAUGUAUUUGCAAAAAAGAGCUGGAGAAAAUGAAGGACGCAGUAGUACAAGUCAACAACACCAUUGUGAUGGAGUUGAUGAUAUGGGCUGUUUCCAGGUUCGUCUCUAUUAUGACUGGUUCUUAGUACCUGGAAGCUGUAAAUGCUGGAGACCUGAUUACUUUAAUCGUUAUGUUCGUCGCACUAGCAUAAGCUCUGAUUUGUAAAUCUAAUUUUUGCUAUCUUGUUUGAAGAUAAAAUACUAAUGACUUUAAUUACUUGGAUUAGAAGUUGUGGAAAUUUUAAUUUUCAAUUGUUUUCCAGCUCUACUCAGCGAAGUAAUUAUACUUGAUAGUAAUUUAAAAAAAAAACGACUGAUGAUUGCUGUAGUUUAGUAUUAUACGGAUUGUAAAUUUAGAUUCUAGUGUAUGUAGACUACAAAUUAACAAUUAAGUAUUUUAUUGUAUUUUUUCAUUUAAUAAAACUUUUUUAUUUCUAGUUAA